This is a messenger RNA of Penaeus monodon (black tiger shrimp), 747 nucleotides long. RefSeq names its product cuticle protein 19.8-like. The record is from RefSeq and is a predicted model, not a curated record. Bases 1 to 747 code for a protein of 248 amino acids. Gene Ontology annotation, cellular component: extracellular matrix. NCBI's taxonomy places the organism in Eukaryota, Metazoa, Arthropoda, Malacostraca, Decapoda, Penaeidae. The transcript is spliced from 6 exons.
AUGUCCCUCAAGAUCGCCGUCAUCGCCUGCAUGGUUGUCGUGGCCUUGGCUGAUCAGGCCCCCUACCCUCCUCCUCCUGGCCCCUACCACCCUCACAACGGCCCUACAGCGAACCUGACUACCCUGAUUUUUUUCCAAAAAGGCCCUACUCCGGCGUCAACCUCGGCCACUCGGAAGCCCGCGACGGCUACAGGACCGAGGGCAGCUACAGCGUCGACCCUCCCCGACGGCCGCAAGCAGAUCGUCAAGUACGUGGACAACGGCGACGGUCUUGAAACUGAGAUCACCUACGGGGGCGAGGCUCAGUACCCUGAGCACACGCCCGCCUCCCAGGCCCCCCCCCCAGCCUACCCUGCUCCCCAUGCAUCGCCGUCAUGGCCUGCAUGGUUGUCGUGGCCUUGGGGUGGUCAGGCCCCCUACCCCCCUCCUCCUGGCCCCUACCACCCUCAGCAACGGCCCUACAGCGAACCUGAUUACCCUGAUGUCCCACCCAAGUACACCUACAACUACGGCGUCGCCGACGGCUACUCCGGCGUCAACCUCGGCCACUCGGAAGCCCGCGACGGCUACAGGACCGAAGGCAGCUACAGCGUCGACCUCCCCGACGGCCGCAAGCAGAUCGUCAACUACGUGGACAACGGCGACGGCCUUGAAACUGAGAUCACCUACGAGGGCGAGGCUCAGUACCCUGAGCACACGCCCGCCAACAGGCCCCCUCCCCCCGCCUACCCUGCUCCCCAUGCUUAG